AUGUCCGAAGAAAUAGCUCCACCAGUGACAGCUGUGAGAUUGCCUGAUCCCACGCGCGACCCAGCGAGAGCAAACUUGCGCGCUUUCCUUGAAAAGUUGGCCCGUCGACGCAAGACCAUAGUAUGCAGUGCCAAGUGUCGGAAGACCAUCGAAGACACGCUGAAGAAGCUUGGCGGAAAAGGCUUGGCAAACACCGGGCGUAUCAGAUUGGAUGACUUGAAGGAAAUGCUGCGAGAGCCUCCAGCUGGUGUUCCUCCGCAAACACUCAGAGAAUUUGUUGAUAUUGCAACAGCCUAUGACGUUGGAGAUGGAUCUGUUGACCUCCGUGAAGUGCUGAAGUUUGCCUUACAAAGUGAGCCGGGAAUCUUGCAGCGAAUGAGUUGGAUAUUGCCACUUCUGGUGCUUUUGAUUUGGUUGCUCCUAGGUCCAGCGGUUUUUUGUCCGGCUGAAGGAUGGUCAUAUUUGGAUGGGCUUUACCUCUCGGUUUUGAGCUUGAGUACUGUUGGGACUGGCGGUGGCCUCUCCGAAGGGUCGCAGGUGUAUCCUCGAUCCGUUGCUGCUCAAGUGUUUUUGUUGGUCUAUGUCCUGAUUGGUGCGGUACUGACAAUUUGGUUUCUGCUCAGUCUGUCGUUAGCACUGCUGCCCCUCGAACAAAGGCCUUCCUUGAUGAGCCUAAGGAGUACCCCUGACCUCCUGGCAGAAGAUGGUCAUGGAACAAUCAAAGGUGGAUUACCUUUGGAGGAUUUGGUUGGAGAUCAUCCAGCAACAUUGCCACCAAAGUGUGAGGCUUCGGAGCAUGCAAGUGACGUGGAAAAAGGUCUUCGCGGUCCUCUGCGGGAAGAAAGUGCCAAGCCCAAGUCGAUUGUGCAGAUUCACAAAGAAAGCUUGCGCGAAUGGGCCAAACCACGCGCCAAAACUCUCCAGGCAGUAGCCUUUUGGGGCAGCAUCCUUCUUGAGGUCAUUGUGAUAUUGGCUGCAGGAACGGCCAUUGUUCUACUGUCAUCAACUACUGCAUCCUUCCUGGACGCAUUUAGCUGGGCAGUUCUUACUGGCUUGACCAUAGGAUAUGGACUGAUGGCGUCACUGGGAGAUGGUGUGAAUCAGAACCUCGCUCGCGGUUUGCAAAUUGCUUAUGUUUUGCUUGCUGUCUUCGGUAUCCUACACAUGACCUUCAAGAUUGGCCGACGAUGCCUUCGGCAACGUGCUGAAGCAUUUGAAAGGCGCAUAAAGGAGCGUAUUCUGCCAGCUGAUCUAUUGGCAGAUUUGGAUAAGACAGGCGGCGGAGUAAAUCGGUUGGAGUUUCUCUGUGCAGCGCUAUUGACCUCAGACCGUGUGUCUGGGCAUGACCUUUCGCUGGCCCUGGAGAUGUUCCAGAGAUUGGAUCCCAAUGGCAGUGGCCUCCUUCGCAGUCCGCAGUUGGAGGCCUUCCGCCGCCCAGACUCCAAGGCUCUGACACUUUCGGAGCUCUUGGAGUCUCCACAACUGCAUUCCCAACUGGAGGUGAUGCAGUUCCCAGCCAAGAAGUCCAUGAUGGAUGAAAGGACAACUGCUGUCCUGCAAGAGGUCUACAAGGAUUAUGACGCCGUUCGACGAAGUCUGGAUGCAAAAGAUGAUGAACUCCUUCAAGCACUCAAGGAGCACGGUGCCAGCGAGCAGGCUAGAGCACAGGCAGUUGCACAGCGCGAAGCCAUGCGGAAGGAGGUGGCCAUCUUGUCGCAGGCUAAAACGGACUUACUCCAGAGGGUGGACAAGGAGGCCCAGCAGAACAAGGAAGCUCAAGCUGCUGUUGAGGACUUGAAGAGCAGGCACAGAUCGUUGGAACAGAAACUCCGCCACAUGCAGCUGGAGCACGACGAGGUCAACAAUCGCUUAACAACUGCGACCCGACAACUCAAAGAGGUGCAACACCUCAACCAUGAGUAUCAGCGACGAAGUCAGGAAGCAGAGCGCGAGAUUCAAGACUUCCCACGGAGACUGAAGGAGCAGGCGGAGUGUUUGCAACAUGAAGCUGACAUCCGGGUAAAUCAGGUUCGAUUGGAAGCUGCAGAGCAAAACCUGGAAAGACAGGGGGAGAUGCAAAGUGCCCAAUUGGAGUUGAAGGCCCUGUCGUCGUCCAUGGAAGCGAUGCGCGGACAGCUGAAACAGCAUUCGCUCUCGCCAACAUCUCCGGAGGGUCCAAAUGUUGGACCCAUGUCGUCAUUGAGAACGAAGCCGCCUGGCAGUUCUUCGUGCAGGCACCACCUUUGAGAACGGGACUGCAGUGGGAUGUCUGGAGCAGGCCUUCUUGGAGCGGAGAUGCCAGUGGUCUACUGUCCGAGGGCAAGGUAAAGCAACACCUCGAAUUCUUGGAUUCGCAGGUUCGGAGGCAAGUUGAUCAUCUCGGCUCGCAGGCGCGGCGGGCUGUGAGAAACAGCAAGGAACAGCUGAACUAUGACACAUUUCGCCGUACAGCCUGAUUUCGAGGUCAAUGAUGGCAAAGUGAUGUCAAGAGGCUGAGUUCCGGCUUCAAAGUCAAGCCGAAUCAGACUCCAGCUGCAUUGCUGAUUACAGUGAUUUAAAAAAAAAUGGGUCUCACUCAAAUUACAGAAUCUGCAAUGCGAAACUGCAUUGAGAGCCAAUGUGCCAAUGAGUUUAAUGCACCCACAUGUAACCAGUAGAAUGGCCUUGCCGCGGUUGAAGUCUGCGCCAAGACUAGAUUUAAAUCCG
Molecule: messenger RNA, 2706 nt
Organism: Cladocopium goreaui
Lineage: Eukaryota; Dinophyceae; Suessiales; Symbiodiniaceae
Source: the annotation of a GenBank genome assembly